Molecule: messenger RNA, 1299 nt
Organism: Kogia breviceps (pygmy sperm whale)
Lineage: Eukaryota; Metazoa; Chordata; Mammalia; Artiodactyla; Physeteridae
Gene: ERFE
Product: erythroferrone
Molecular function (GO): hormone activity
Source: RefSeq, a predicted model, not a curated record
CCCCCGCGGCUGCAGCGCGCGCGGUAGCCGGGAGGGGGCGCCAGCGGUGAUGCGCGCUCUCCGGGCGACGCGGGGGAUUCAAGCGCGAUAUAAGGCGCGGAGCCGGAGGGCGAGUCCCAGACGCAGCGCUCGGAGGAGAGAGGGACCCGCCGCCCGCAUGGCCCCCGCCUGUUGCCCUGCCGGAGCCCUGAUGCUCGCGUACGCGGGCCUGCUGGCCGCCGCCGCGGGCCUCGUCUCCCCGGAGCCCGGCGCACCCUCGGGGAGCCGCGCCCGCGAGGAGCCGCCGCCCGGGAACGAGCUGCCCGCGGGGUCGGCCGCCCGCCCGCAGGAGCCCACCGUGGGGCAGGUGCACGGCAUCCAUCCCCGAGAUGCCUGGAUGCUCUUCGUUAGGCAAAGUGACAAGGGUGUCAACAGCAAGAAGGGGAGCAGGGGCCCGGCCAAGAGGUUGAAGCUCGGCCUGCCAGGGCCCCCAGGGCCCCCUGGACCCCAGGGCCCCCCGGGCCCCAUCACCCCACCUGAGGUCCUGCUAAAAGAGUUCCAGGUGCUGCUGAAAGGUGCGGUGCGCACACGCGAGUGCGCGGAGCCUGAGCCCCGCCCGCGCGGCCCCGCAGCGGUGCCGGCCGUCCCCGCGGAGGAGGAGGAGGAGGACGAGGAGGAGGCGGCGGCGGCGGCGGGGGGAGCGGACGUGCUGGCGCUGCGGGCUGCGCCCCUGGCCCCGGGCCCGCGGGCGCCGCGCGUCGAGGCCGCCUUCCACUGCCGCCUGCGCCGGGACGCGUCGGUGGAGCGGCGCGCGCUGCACGAGCUCGGCGUCUACUACGUGCCCGACGCCGAGGGCGCCUUCCGCCGCGGCCCGGGUCUGAACCUGACCAGUGGCCAGUACACCGCGCCCGUCGCCGGCUUCUACGCGCUCGCCGCCACUCUGCACGUGGCGCUGGCCGAGCAGACGAGACGGGCGCCGCCGCGCCCCCGGGACCGCCUGCGCCUGCUCAUCUGCAUCCAGUCCCGGUGCCAGCACCACGCCUCCCUGGAGGCUGUCAUGGGGCUGGAGAACAGCAGCGAGUUCUUCACCGUCUCGGUCAAUGGCGUGCUGUAUCUGCAGGCGGGGCAGUACACCUCCGUCUUCCUGGACAAUGCCAGCAGCUCCUCCCUCACGGUGCGCGGUGGCUCCCGCUUCAGUGCUGUCCUCCUCGGUGUAUGACCGGCCACCCCAGGCCCUCCCUCUCACCGGGCAAGUGGAGCAGGAGUGCGAACAAUCUCGGGGCCGUGGCGCAGGCCACACGCAGGAGGGAGCCCGCCAAC